This is a messenger RNA of Engraulis encrasicolus (European anchovy), 6695 nucleotides long. RefSeq names its product solute carrier family 41 member 1 (gene slc41a1). Bases 901 to 2529 code for a protein of 542 amino acids. Gene Ontology annotation, molecular function: monoatomic cation transmembrane transporter activity. NCBI's taxonomy places the organism in Eukaryota, Metazoa, Chordata, Actinopteri, Clupeiformes, Engraulidae. The record is from RefSeq and is a predicted model, not a curated record. The transcript has 11 exons. Gene Ontology annotation, cellular component: plasma membrane. Gene Ontology annotation, biological process: monoatomic cation transport.
CGAGUAAUAUAGAUGCGCAAGACUCACGGAAUGUCAAAUGGAACAAUGUAACGGACCGGAGUGUGAGCCUUAACUGGAGGUUACUUAUUAAUCUAUGUCCAAGCCGUACCCCUACAUAAGGGUUAGAACCGGCGAUUGGAGAUCAGGACCCAAGCGAGCAUGAAAUUGGGAAGGUUAUGAUUGGUUCGCACGGAAGGAUUCUGCAGUAGCCGUGCCUUCUUCAUCUCCUCGUAUUUCAACAAUUUCUAAGGUAACGUGAAUCAACGCGACGCUAACAUAGGCUGUAACUUUAUCCCUACCCCUUGGACCUAAAAUACACCUCCAAAAAGUUACUUACCACGUGGUGUAAGGUGAGAAGCUUCCAACCCAGGACAAGACUGUCGAAGGCUGGUUCGAAAGAACAAGUGAAAACCCUCCAGGACAAGACAGAACGUAAUAGGACAUAAGUGUUUGUGUACGUCAGACCCGAACGUAAAAAUCAGUGUACGUGUUUCAGCUCAUUCGAAAUACUGACAGUCUGACAACCAGAUGCUAUCCAAGCCAGCGGCAGUCUAGUUACUUCAGUUUCGCAACGGACAAAAACUACCCUUUUUGUUUUCGCUGAGGUAAAUAAUGCACUGUUGUUUUGCUCAGUUGAACUAGAAAAAAGCUUGUUGAAUGGGGAAUAUCAUUUGUAUGCUACCUAAGUACAGGCAAGAUCUCUCACGAGCCUGGAGCACGGGGAUGCACCUGCCUUUCUUAUCCGACCUUUAAAGCGCAACGCCUCUCCGGAUCCCACGGAGCCGCCAGUUUACACCUACUUUGAUGGGAUAAGUAAACUUUUGUGAAGUCAAACCUCGAAAAGAGUUUUCCGGCCUAGGACCGAUUUCUUUUCACAUUAGAAUAUCACCAACAUUCCGCAUGGUACUUUGGUCGAAAGAACAAGACAAACUGUCCGAGAUGUCCACCGGUGCGAUAGAGAUGAAGAAGGAAGCGGUGGCACCGGCGUAUCACCAAACCAACGGGUCGGUGCACCCGGUCAUUCUGUCCGACAACAAUCAGGAGCUACAGCAGGAGGCAGGGGAGUAUGAGCUCACGGAGGUCACCUCUUUCACUGACAAGGGUGACCAAGACAUGGACCGGACAGAGAGUCUGGUCAUUGACUGUCGGGCUAAUGCCAAGGGACAGCGUGAGGAAGACGCUCUCUUAGAGAAUGCCAGCCAAAGUAACGAGAGUGACGACACCAGCACGGACCAAAGCCCGGUGCCACCACCCCCGCUUAAAGAGACGUCCUUUUCCAUUGGACUUCAGGUCGUCUUCCCAUUCCUGCUGGCCGGGUUUGGAACAGUGGCGGCUGGAAUGGUGUUGGACAUUGUGCAGCAUUGGACGGUGUUCACCGAGGUGAGCGAGGUGUUCAUCCUGGUGCCGGCACUGUUGGGCCUGAAGGGGAACCUUGAGAUGACCUUGGCCUCCCGCCUCUCCACCGCGGCUAAUAUUGGCCUGAUGGACACGGCGAAGGACAAGUGGAAGAUGAUCAUGGGGAACCUAGCCCUCAUUCAGGUCCAGGCCACGGUGGUGGGUUUUCUGGCCUCCAUAGCGGCGGUGAUCUUCGGCUGGAUCCCCGAGGGCCAGUUCAAGAUGGGCCACGCCGUGCUGCUGUGUGCCUCCAGCGUAGCCACCGCCUUCAUCGCCUCUCUGCUGCUAGGCCUGAUCAUGAUUGGCGUGAUCAUCGGCUCCCGGAAGGUGGGCAUCAACCCGGACAACGUGGCCACGCCCAUCGCCGCCAGCCUGGGCGACCUCAUCACGCUGGCACUGUUGGCGGGCAUCAGCACGGGACUCUACAAGGAGCUCGAGUUCAACGACUACGCCAACCCGCUGGUGUGUGCCUUCUUUGUGGCGCUGACGCCUAUCUGGGUGUUGAUUGCCCGCAAGAUCCCGUCGACCAAAGAGGUGCUGUACUCAGGAUGGGAGCCAGUGGUCAUUGCCAUGGCCAUCAGCAGUGUUGGAGGCCUCAUCCUGGAUAAGACAGUCAGCAACCCCAACUUUGCUGGCAUGGCCGUAUUCACCCCCGUCAUCAACGGUGUUGGUGGUAACUUGGUGGCGGUUCAGGCUAGCCGCAUCUCCACCUACCUGCACAUGAAUGGCCUGCCUAUGGGUGAGCCCAACCCCACUACAAGCAAGUGUCCCACGCCCUGCACUACAUUCUUCGGUUCAGGUGUGAACUCUCGUUCGGCGCGGGUGCUCUUCCUGCUGGUGGCGCCAGGGCAUCUAGUCUUCCUGUACACCAUCAACACCAUGCAGGGGGGCCACACCACGCUCACCCCCGUCUUCAUCGGCUUCUACCUGGCCGCAGCCCUCAUCCAGGUGUCGAUCCUACUCUACCUGGCCAACUGGAUGGUACAGUGGAUGUGGGGGCGGGGCAUGGACCCCGAUAACUUUUCCAUUCCGUACCUGACGGCACUCGGGGACCUGCUGGGGACCGGGCUGCUGGCCCUCUGCUUCCACGUCCUGUGGCUGAUUGGGGACCGCGACACAGACGUGGGGGACUGAGAAACCUCACACCUCUACUCUACCCCUACCCGCACCGCCACCGCAACCCCCAAGGCCAGCCACCCACCCACCAACGUCCUCUCUGUCAGGGAGGGCUCCUGCCUUCUCGCACGCCCCACCUCUCCUCAUCCCCACCUGCUGAACUGUGCCAAUCAGUGCACUUUUGCCGCAAAGAAAUCCCACUUUAUCAUGAAAAAGGAGAAAGAUAAAUUGUUGCUUACGUAAGGGUCUCCUCGUUAUUUUACAAUGGGGCAGCCCCUCCUCACUGGCCAAGCGCUGCAGACCACUAAUGUAAAAAUAAAUGAUCAAGUCUCACUUGAAGUUUUAGCAAAUAUAUGAAGAAGAAAAAAACGCAAAAAAAGCCUAUGUAGAAUGCAAAUCACCAAGUGCUAUGUGUGCUGCGAAUGAGUAUUUAAUACACUAAAAGAAUGUUUUUAUGUUUUUACUGAAGGAAGCACAAGCUCCAGUUUUCAAUUGGAACGCUUGUCAAUCCUUCGAACGAAUGCAAAAAACAACAUAUAACGUUAAAAAAAAUGUUUCUGGACCAGAAUGAAGUGACCUGAACAAAAUUAGAUAUCCUCUCUUUUGUCAGAGGAGUGUGAUUGUGUGUAUUUGUGCUCCUAUUUUAAAAAUGUUCCUUAUUUGAACCCUCCCCUUUUUAGCUUUUAGCCCCGCGCUAUGCCUGGAGGCUCUGGCCGGAGCUGGGAGAGUAUUGCACAGAGGCUGUGGUCUUCCUGUUGCUCUAGAUCAGCACAGGGGUCACGUAGGUCACAAUGACCUUUUCAUGACCUUGCCAUCCUUACAGAAGGGUGCACGGGGUCUACUGGAUGCAGAUUACUCAUGUCCGUAGACAACAUGAGCAUCGCGGACCGUGGAGGGACAGUGCAGGGGGCGAUCGUGCGACGAUGCAUAACAUACAAGCAGAUUACAUGGCACCUUCAAACAUUAUAGAUUGGAUGCAGAUGCCUGUUUCAAACUACAACAGAGUUUCAAACUCCUCCCAUCUAAUCGUUCCUCAAUUUGGCCGUUCCAGACCCCCCUGUACAAAUGAAAUGAUUAAGGUACGGUGGUAUGGCAAGAGCAGGCUAACAGUGCCCACUCCUCAUGCCUAAUACCCUUUUAGUAUACUGUUUGACAUGGGACAGCCACCUCAGCAACUCCCUCCGUCUCAGUCUUAACCACCCCAUUUGCGCCUUUCUUUUUUAAAAAAGAAAGAAAAAGGAAAAAAAGAAGACAGUGAACCUGUUGGACCGGAGCUCGUGAUUUGAAUAUGUCUUUUUUUUUUGUUAUCAUGUCCUUGCUUGCCACAAUUAAAUUCAAUAAUUGCCUUUAAUUGCACCGAGUGGCUGUUCCGUAGCUGUCCAUGCACAAACACUGUCCUUUCAUCGGUUAGGUGGUGCCAGUCGUUGACUGUUGAUCAUGGCCCUGUGUGUACAGCACUGUUGGCUUUUGCCGCUUUUUUGUUUUUACACAUGUUGAUAAGUGCAAAUAGAACUAGAACAAGGAAUCAGAAGUACAAUUGUUCAAACUGGAUGACAAAAAUGUAGAAACAGAAGUAUUGAUGAAGAAUCUCUCCUAAUUCCACUUUGCCAUGAAUGGGUUGUGGAGGAUUCUCUGGCGUGAUACUGAGAGCAGAUUAUGAAUAAAGGUAUCUUUAGUCCAACAACUGUCAAAACCCAGUCUUAAAGCAAAAAAUAAUACCAACAGACUACCAGCAACACUAAUGUUUUAGCUUUUCUCAAAUAUGUAGUAAACUACUUUUCUAAAGAUGAUUUUUAUUAAAUAGCUAGCUGACAUCAUAUGCAAGUGACAUGCUGCAAGGGCUAUGUACAUGUUUUUUGUUUUGUUUAGCAAUCUGCUCAGACACUCGAGGGCACUGGCAUUAUGUUCAUGGAUCAGAUCUGUAUGACUUUAAAGUCAUAGAACAAUAAAAUAAAUUCACAAUUUAGGUAAAAGAAGGUCCAAUCUCGGAAGAUUGAUCCCAACGCUAUGGCAUUUAGAAGCUGUUUUAUUGCAUGGCUACAUGAAAGUUUGGGAUAGAAACAAAACCACUGAAGGGAAUGGAAAGUUUCCUGCCACGCACGGCUCGAAUGGAAGUGGAUAUCUUUACCUCCACACCAGACCCCCCAGGGGGAACAUAGAGUAUCAGUAAUCAAACAACAAAAACAAACAGAACUCCAUUUACACUCGAAUAACCUGUAGAGCUGGCAAUGAUAACACUGCUGUUUGAAUGCAACUCUUUACCAUCUAGUUGCUACUCACUGGAACUGACCUAACUUGAUAGUGUGUAGUAAUGUGCGCUCUUUGAGUAUAAUCUAUGCAGCAAGUGAAAGCAGCUUUUCUUGCUUCGUUAGCGUAAAAAUAUGAAAUGUUCAAAAGAGGCUAAUUUCUGUUGUGUCAAUCUGUGGGGUCCACCUAAUGAUGUUGUACAGGGCACAUGCAUUGCAUUUGCUUGAUUCUUAUUUUUCCUUUGUCCUUCCUUAUUUUUCCUUUUUCCUUCCUUUGUCCAAAUACUUUCCCUUAUACGUUUAAUAGUGGAUGACACAAUACAACAUACAGAAUUGCAUUUCACAUACAUUGAUUCUUCUUGUCUUUGCCCUUUUGUCUUUUCCUUAAUUACCACUUUUUUUCUUUUUUUUAAUGUUUGGUUCUAUACUGGUCAGACUCUAGUGAGCAUCUUGGACUGUGGCAACUUUGAGGUGAAAUCACUGCUGUGCUAAAUGUACUGUAACCCUACGGCCACAGGGGGGCACUAUUGGAAUCUUGAAGCGCAGCUCGGAGGAUAACUGUCACGACACGCACACUCAAAAACACACACGCACAGGCACACCCGCAGAUGCAUACACACACACACACACACACACACACACACACACACACACACACACACACACACACACACACACACACACACACACACACACGCUCGCACACACGCUCACAUACACAUACACAUACACAUACACAUACAUGCACAUUAUGUCGACAUGUGAGUCUGUGCUUCCACACAUUCUGAGUGGGUGUUUGUCUUUGUUCCUUGGUGCCACUCACCUGUUCCCAUGCCACCGCUGCUUGGCGGACAACACUCACCUGUUGCCAUGGUUGCGGCUGUCUGGCUGUGAAUAAUUCUUCAGGUUGUGGGUGCCGCUUUGUUUUAUUUAUUUUUUAGAUGUAUACAAAGCGAAGUUGUAUAUAAUAUAUAUAUUUAUUCUAUAAAUAAGUUGUCUAUUUUUCAUUUUUAUUUUGUCUGUCUCUCAGCUCAUGUUUGUUUCAUAUUGGGCCAGUAGACAUACCUUGUUUGCCCCCUUUAAAAAAACAUGGCAAACCUAACAAACAUAUCAGUUAUGUGGUGCCUAAUAUCUGACAGAAACCUCACAUUUGCGCUCUCCACUGCGCUGACUGUAGAACAAUGCCUUAACAAAAUCACCGGCAAAGUUUUAAACAAAAGAUAAGUAGUUUUAAGAGCUUUUAUCGAUUUGUUUUAUUGAUUUUUGUUUUGUUUUUGUUUUCUUUUGUCUUUUUUAAUUCUGUGAAUUGAUUUUUAUGUUGUAAUGAUUACAUUUUACUCUUGGUAAGACACAGUUGUGCAAAGAAACAGACUGCUGUGUUAGUGUUUCAAUGGGAUGGUGGUGAGCAAGAAGGGUACAUAGCCCCCAGAGACACCAGACAGGUGGCCAGCUACUAGAAAGAGGAGACGAACCAAACGUGUCAGACUGCCCUUCCAGCUGCAAUACAUCCUUAAAGGACAGAAACCCUAGUUGAGCUGGAAAAGGCAAGUCCCUCUGAGUGGUUUCACAAAGCAGAGACAGAGAAACUAUCAUGUCCCUCCUUCCCAUGCUAGCAGAGGUCUUGAGACAAAAAAACAACAACACAAAAACAACAACGGUUGCCUUUUAACUGUGUUCAAACAAAUUAUACCACUUCAAGACUGUCUGGGGAGAAGUGCUUGUCUCUGUCAGUUGAAUGUGUUACUGGGCCUGUGUUCUGGUUGUAGUAAGUACAGAAUGGAUAGAGGGCUUAAAGACACAGCACCACCACCUUGCUGUCUAUACCAUCAGCAUCACUACCACCAUCCAGUCCCUCCUCCGCUGUAAUGGGGAUGAAACAGUGGUACUUGUACAUUUGCUGGAAUAAAAAAAUAAAGAAAAUCUAUUAUUUCGUAUCAA